Aspergillus campestris IBT 28561 is the source of this 1698-nucleotide messenger RNA. Its product is annotated as NDT80 / PhoG like DNA-binding family protein. Lineage: Eukaryota; Fungi; Ascomycota; Eurotiomycetes; Eurotiales; Aspergillaceae. Gene Ontology annotation, biological process: meiotic cell cycle; positive regulation of transcription by RNA polymerase II. Bases 1 to 1698 code for a protein of 565 amino acids. Gene Ontology annotation, cellular component: nuclear chromosome. The transcript has 2 exons. The record is from RefSeq and is a predicted model, not a curated record. Gene Ontology annotation, molecular function: DNA binding; DNA-binding transcription factor activity.
AUGCCUGACUUUAGAUCCCACAGGGUUCCUCCGCUCCAACCACCUACGGGCAUGUCUCCUUCCCUCCAAUCUGGGAACUCGGCGGUCUCCGGAAACUCGGCGUUUGGAAGAACAGAUAACUACCCAGGGACCUACACCCUCCACCGGGGAGGUACAUUCCCAUCGCUAUCGAGUCUCAGCGAUAUGUCGCGGAUCUCCCAGUUCACCACUACCCCACGCGGGCUCGAGGGACACCUGGACCGUGCUCCCAGUAUGAUCUUCGGUCAGACGGGCCCGAUGCUGAUGGACCCCAUCCAGCGUAUCUCGCAGCCGAUCACGGACGCUCCGCCUUUCAGCGAAACCACGGUUAUCCACUCGAUCAUGGCGGGUGGCCAGACCAUCAAACCGGAGAUCACAGCCAAGAUCCACAAAGGAUUCUUUCAGGUCGAAGAAAAGUGGACUUGCUACCGACGCAAUUACUUUUCAGUUUCUUGUUCGUUCACGCUACAGCCGUGGACACAUGCACCUCUCUUCGUCAAACUACCGGACCAUCAAGGAACCGAACGCAUUCUGUCGUUCUCCAUGUGCAUCUCGGCCAUUGUGAACGGACAGCACGGGGAGAUCCGGGAACUCGUCCAGCACACCCCGAAGCGCGAUAAGCAAUCCGAGCGCAAGCCAGCCAAGGUGGUCCUGCAGCCAUUCCAGCCGCCUCCGUUGGUUCUCGGCCACAGCUCCGCACCCAAUAGCGCCCAACAUGGAUACGGGCUAGGCUCCCAGGCCCCCGGGAUGCCAAUGGACUAUAGCACCUCCUACGUCAGCGCACCGCAGCCCUCCCAGCCACCGACCCAGCAUACAUUCGAGCGCAUCCAGUUCCAAAAGGCGACGGCAAACAACGGCAAACGUCGCGCACAGCAGCAGUAUUACAAUCUGGUCGUCGAGCUUUACGCACAGAUUCCCAGUCCGAUGGGCGGGAGCGCGGACGCGCAGUGGGUCAAGAUAGCCAGGAAACUCUCGCACCCAAUGGUGGUCCGCGGACGAUCCCCAGGCCAUUACAAAGACGGCCGGCGAGACAGCUCGACCAGCAUGGGCCCAGACGGCGGGAGUGGUGGCUCUGGCGAUGGCAGCGGGGGCGCUGUCCUACCCCCAGGCAUCGGACAGGCGGCACGGUCUCACUUGACCCUGAUGUCGUACGACUCAUCGCAGCGCGGUGGGCCCCAGUAUGGCCGCGCUGACUACCACCACCAGAUGAGGGCGCCAGACCAAUCGUCCCUGAGCGGCAGCAGUCCCCAUAUCUCGUCCUCGUCAUCAUCUACUUUCGACAUCGGGGGCAUUCACGACACCAUGGACCCGAUUGAGUCCAUCAAAAGUACCCCUAGCAUGGAUGAUUCAUUCCACGACCCGGCUUUUGCCAUGAUGGACGGCAGGAAGCCCGACGUCCACUUCCGCAGUCACCUCCCGCCCCUUGCUUUCGAAUAUGAUACCGUAUCCAAGCAUAGUGAAGAGUCCAGCAACGGCUUUUCCGAGAAUUUCGACAUCAUGGUUACGAUGCCGCCCGAACAAAGUGAUUCUCCGGCCUUUUUGAAACAGCCUCCAAAACUGGCUUCUCAUGGACUCCACCAUUAUUCCGGUGCCGGAGGUUACGAUCCAGUUUACUCGACCCGACCUACUGAAGGCAGUACACAGUGCCGGCUUCAAAACUCUCAGAGUCUGUGCGCAUAG